Molecule: messenger RNA, 257 nt
Organism: Candidula unifasciata
Lineage: Eukaryota; Metazoa; Mollusca; Gastropoda; Stylommatophora; Geomitridae
Source: the annotation of a GenBank genome assembly
AGCCAAGCAGGGAAUUCAUGAAUUAGAAAUUAGUUUUGGCGGGGAACUUGACCUUCAUAAACAUUACAAAAACUGUAAGAAAAAUCCUGCGCAUCAAAACUUUUUUCCAGUGAGUAAAUUAGAGAAAUAUCACCUCCCUGAACCUUACUGUUCGAGUGAAAUCAUAGACUGGAUUAGGCGUAUGUCAGCGUUCACUGUUAAAAUUUCUGUAAGGUAUGUAAGUCCUAACCGGCCGCCUGGAUAUCCCCUAUCAAGCC